CUCACGCUGCCCCUUGCGGGCGCAAGCUCGAACCUGUGACGCCGCUGACAUCGCCAACUCUCACCGUUGAAACCAUGAACUUGUCUCGCGCCUACACUCUCCGCAACCGCAAGGUCUUCGUCCCCAAUACCGAAAAACCGGGCCUCCCGGUGUACAGGAAAGGUGAAGAAGUUACAUAUGACUAUGGUUCAUCAUGGCAGAACCCUGCAUGUGCAAAAGCAGCUCUGGAACACUACAACCGAUUGAACGAGGAUAAGCAUGAACUGGUUAAAGCAGUGGACAGUGUUACUUUCUUCUUUGAUGGUGUGUGGAGGCAUGCUAACUUCCUUGCCAAACUCAAAGGGGCUACCACUUGUGUUGACCUUGUUCCGAAAUACUUCUUUGCUGAACUGAGGGUGGGUGCAAAUGAAAAGAAAAUUUCAUGUGUGUCCUGCAUCAAGAUGGACCCAGCUGAUCCAGCAACGGCACCCGUUCGUGGUUGCAGCAUUUGCCCAAGUCGGAUCUUUCAUCCUGCCACUGGAAGACACCAUGGUAGUCAGGGUCUGCAUCCUGAUGCUGGUGGAAACUGAGCUGAUUUGGUGUUUACCGCAAAUUAAUGCAACAGGCCUGUGGAGGCCCAGUAUGGGAGGGGCAACUCAAAGAGCACCUGGCGUAAAGGCC
This is a messenger RNA of Lolium rigidum, 660 nucleotides long. RefSeq lists its product as uncharacterized. The coding region runs from base 75 to 569 and encodes 164 amino acids. The record is from RefSeq and is a predicted model, not a curated record. The transcript is spliced from 4 exons. Lineage: Eukaryota; Viridiplantae; Streptophyta; Magnoliopsida; Poales; Poaceae.